AUGGCCGAUUUAACGUCUCAGCAGCUUGAAAGCUAUAAACAGAAAAAGAAUUGUGUGGUUGACGAGUUGACGACCAGCCUUGGUGUUCCGAUUGGCAGCAAGACAGCUUCGAUGACGGCUGGUCCUCGGGGUCCCCUGCUCGUUCAGGAUUUUGUUUUCCACGAUGAGAUGGCCCACUUCGAUCGUGAGAGGAUUCCUGAGAGGGUGGUGCACGCAAAAGGGACCGGUGCUCACGGCUACUUUGAAGUCACUCACGACAUCACCAAGUACUGCAAGGCAAAAGUUUUUGAGCACGUUGGAAAGAAGACACCUGUCUUCGUCAGGUUCUCCACUGUCGCGGGCGAGAUGGGGUCGGCAGACACCGUGCGUGAUUUGCGAGGGUUUGCCACGAAGUUUUACACCGAGGAAGGCAAUUGGGACAUAGUGGGCAAUAACAGCCCAAUCUUCUUCAUCAGAGAUCCCAUACUGUUUCCUAGUUUGAAUCAUAGCCAGAAAAGAAAUCCAAAGACGAACCUCAGGGACGCAGACAUGUUCUGGGACUUCAUCUCCCUGAGACCAGAGACAACCUACCAGGUGUGCAUACUCUUCAGUGACAAGGGCAUUCCAGAUGGCUACAGACACAUGGAUGGAUACGGAACGAACACCUUCAAGUUGGUGAACUGCCGGGGGGAGCCUGUCUACUGCAAAUUCAUUCACAGAACCAACCAAGGCAUACAGAAUUUAACAACGAGCCAGGCUGUGAAGUUGGCGGGAGAGGAUCCAGACUAUGCCACCAAGGAUCUCUACAAUGCUAUUGAACAAGGCUUGUACCCGUCCUGGACGACCAACAUUCAAGUUAUGACUUACCAACAAGCCGAAAAAACAUCAUUCAAUCCAUUUGACGUCACCAAGGAAUGGCCGGCAGAAGAGUUUCCAGAAAUGCCAUACGGGAGGAUCGUCCUCAAUAAGAAUCCACAAAAUCAUUUUGCAGAGGUGGAACAAGUGGCAUUCUCACCUGCACAUUUGGUGCCUGGCAUUGAGCCAAGUCCUGAUAAAAUGCUCCAUGGCCGCCUCUUCUCCUACUCCGACACACAUCGAUAUCGUCUGGGAACCAAUUACAACCAACUGCCAGUCAAUUGCCCCUACAGAGCACGAGUGAGCAACUACCAGAGGGAUGGUCCGCAGACCUUUUGCAACCAAGGUGACGCGCCGAACUACUUUCCCAACAGUUUUACUGGCCCGGACGUGCAGCCCAUCUACUUUGAGUCACGAUAUUGCACCACUGGUGAUGUGUCCAGAUACGAAACUCGCAAUGAUGAUAACUUCAGCCAAGCUACCACCUUCUGGGAAAAGGAAUUGAAAGCGGACGAAAGAGAGAGACUGGUGGAGAACAUCGCCAACCAUCUGAAGAACGCGAAGGAGUUCAUUCGCAGAAGGGCAGUGUACAACUUCGCCUCAGUUCACGAGGAGUUCGGUAGGAGACUUCAAGCCAAGCUUGAUCAACUUUGCGUUCCCGCCGUUGGGCUGAUCAAACUGGGUGGCAGAAGAGCAUGA
Messenger RNA from Helobdella robusta, 1533 nucleotides. RefSeq lists its product as hypothetical. The transcript is spliced from 13 exons. Lineage: Eukaryota; Metazoa; Annelida; Clitellata; Rhynchobdellida; Glossiphoniidae. Gene Ontology annotation, molecular function: catalase activity; heme binding. Gene Ontology annotation, biological process: response to hydrogen peroxide; hydrogen peroxide catabolic process. The record is from RefSeq and is a predicted model, not a curated record. Gene Ontology annotation, cellular component: mitochondrion; cytoplasm; peroxisome. Bases 1 to 1533 code for a protein of 510 amino acids.